Knipowitschia caucasica is the source of this 1458-nucleotide messenger RNA. Lineage: Eukaryota; Metazoa; Chordata; Actinopteri; Gobiiformes; Gobiidae. The record is from the annotation of a GenBank genome assembly.
AUGUCAGUGUGUGCUUUGUGUGUCCGCUAUCGAACGAUCACUGGGUUUACGAAUGCUAUCGCCAUGGAUACGGCUGCCAACAUGAAAGAAUACGCAAGCCGGCUUUCGGUCUCAUGGUGUGACGUUUGCCCGUACACCGGAGGAGCUCAGGUAAAAGAUGACCCACUGGAGAAGCUGCCCCAUGAGAAGCAUCACAACCAGCCGUACUGCGGGAUCGCCCCCUUCAUCCGGCACUUCGAGGAUCCCAGAGAUGCUCCACCACCAACCAGAGCCGAGACCAGAGACGAGCGCCUGGAGAGGAAGAGGAGAGAAAAGAUCGAGCGCAGACAGACGGUGCUAGAGACUGAGCUCAAACUCUGGGAUCCACACAAUGACCCUAACGCUCAGGGCGAUGCUUUCAAGACCCUGUUUGUGGCCCGCGUGAACUACGACACCACUGAGUCCAAACUCCGGCGAGAGUUUGAAGUCUAUGGCCCCAUCAAAAGGAUCUACAUCGUUUACAACAAAAGGACAGGGAAGCCUCGCGGAUACGCUUUCAUCGAGUACGAGCACGAGCGGGACAUGCACUCGGCCUACAAACACGCAGACGGAAAGAAGAUCGACGGCCGCAGAGUCCUGGUGGAUGUGGAGCGCGGACGCACCGUCAAAGGCUGGAGGCCGCGCAGACUGGGAGGAGGUCUGGGCGGCACCAGGAGAGGAGGCGCAGACGUGAACAUUAAGCACUCUGGACGAGACGACUCCUCGCGCUACGACGAGCGGCCGAUUGGCGGGGAAAGAGACCGAGGCGAGGGCCGCAGCCGUGAGCGUGACAGGGGCGAGCGGCGGCGCUCACGUUCUCGAGAGCGCCGCAGACGCACACGCUCCAGAGAGCGAGAGCGUCCUGUGGGAGAGGACGGCAUCGUGCGCCGCAGAGAGAGGGAGAGAGAGCCGCACGGAGAGAAGAGCCGCGAGAGGAGCCGCGACAGAGAGCGCAAACGCAGGAGCCGCAGCCGCGACCGCAAGAGGGACCGCGAGCGCGUCAAAGGGCCUGACGGAGAAGACAUCACAGAGGGGCCCCCACCAGACGGAGCUGAGAGGGGCCCCGAGGAGCAGCCUGAGGGAGAGCCCGGCCCUGAGGGAGAGGAGCAGCGCAGAGAGAGGGAGCGAGACCGAGACCGAGACCGCGGCGACAAAGACAAAGACAAGGAGCGAAGACGCAGCCACAGAGACAGAGACCGCCGACGAGACCGCGACAGAGAGCACAAACGAGACCGAGACAGAGACCGGGAGCGCAGAGACGACCGGCACGCAGAGCCACAGGACCAGCCCCCAGAGGAAGACAACAACGGCAUCGGACCCUCACUCAAGCCCCAAGACUACCCCCAGGAGGACAGCAUGGAGCCCCCCACAGAGGCCCCUGAAGACUUCGGCAACGGAGAGAACGGCUUCAAGAUGGAGGCCGCGCCAGAGGAGUACUGA